ACACCCAUGUUGAAUAUUGAUUACUUCCGCAAUCUGCAUAGCAACUGUGUCUCGUGCUCAAUAUCUUAAUACCUUUGUUUACAUGAGGAAAACUAUCUAUAUCAGCCAUCCUUUCAUCGGUUCGUCCUCUCUUCUCUCUCUCUCUCUCUCUCGCUUUCUCUCUUCCCCGUUCAUUCCCUUUCGUUGUCUUGGAAUUCAAUCUCUCUCUUGAUUCGAUAAUCCUUUCUUCAUUAUCUCAUCAGCAUAGAAUAAACCAGAUUCCUGAUCAUCCAACUGAUGAAGAAUUCAGGCACCGGCUAUCAUAACAUGAUGCUGGCAGAUUCCGACGCCCUGAGGAGACAAACAUUGGGCAGCAUAUUGCAGUCCGACGGCGAUGACUCCUUCCGCUUCAGCAACACGUCGGAGAACAGCCCCGGCAGCCGCGAUCGGCAGUCGACGCCGCGCACCUCAGUGACUAGCUCCACGUACUCGUCCUCACCGUUGGACCAAUCGCCUAGGUCGCUUUCGAUCCCAUCGGUGGACCUACCCUCUACGCCAUUGUCGCAAUCCCCAUGGUCCUCUGAGGUAUUGCCGGAAUCCUAUUCUUACACGGGCUUGGUGGGGUCCCUUGUGCGUGAAGAAGGCCACAUUUAUUCGUUGGCAGCUUCCGGGGAUUUGCUGUACACGGGGUCAGAGAGCAGGAACAUCAGGGUGUGGAAGAACCAGAAAGAAUUCUCCAGCUUCAAAUCUAAUUCCGGGUUGGUUAAGGCCAUUGUAAUCGCCGAUGAGUUGAUAUUCUCCGGACAUCAGGAUGGAAAAAUUCGGAUCUGGAAAGUGUCGCGGAAAGACCCAAGCCUUCACAAGCGCAUAGGCUCAUUGCCAACUUUCAAAGCUAAGGUAAAAAGCUCGUUGAAUCCCAGCCACUAUGUUGAGGUGAAGAAGCAUCGCAACGCGAUUUGGAUCAAACACACAGAUGCAAUUUCGAGUCUCAGCUUGAGCGAGGACAAAUCCCUGUUAUACUCAGCUUCUUGGGAUAGGACGUUUAAAGUCUGGAGAAUCUCCGAUUCCAAGUGCCUGGAAUCUAUCAACUCACACGAUGAUGCCGUAAAUUCGAUCGUUACUGGCUUUGACGGACUGGUGUUCACCGGCUCGGCCGACGGAAGUGUCAAAGUGUGGCAAAGACAAAUAGAAGAAAAGGGCACAAAGCAUAUCCUUUCACAAACGUUGUUAAAGCAAGAAUGUGCUGUAACAGCUCUGGCCAUCAACCCUUCUGCUACAGUUUUGUAUUGUGGGUCGUCAGACGGGCAAGUUAACUUCUGGGAACGCGACGACAAGUUUCUGUCGCACGGUGGAGUUUUAAGGGGCCACAAGCUUGCAGUUUUGUGCUUAGCCACGGUGGGGAAUUUAGUUCUAAGUGGAUCGGCUGAUAAUAAUAUCUGUGUGUGGAGAAAGGAAGGAGGAGAACAUGUCAGUUUGUCCGUCCUGAUUGGCCACCGUGGGCCUGUGAAAUGCUUGGCUGUGGAAGAGAAGGAAGCCCAUUGGCAAGGAGAUGAUAGGCAGUAUAUUGUGUAUAGCGGCAGCACCGACAAGUCGGUGAAGAUAUGGAGGGUGGCGGAACAGGCGCCGCCAACAGGACCACCACCAGCGCAGCAGCAUCAGCAUCAGCAUCAGCAGGUAGAUACAACGCAUGGGCGGGUUUCUCUUUGGUCCAGAGCUUCCCCGCUCAAGAUAGUAAUAGGAUGAGCCCCGAUGGUGCAAGUAGUAAAGAGGAAUUGUGCAUGGGAAUUGGCAAGAAAUCAGUUUGCCAGUCCAUCGUCAUAUACUAAUCCAUAUAUGAUUAACUUAGUAGGUAUAUGAUAUGCUUGAACUCGGUCAAUAGGAAAGGAAGAUUUGGAUUUGCAGUACAUAAAUAUUCUUUGAAUUCCUGAUUCUUGAAACUCUAUACUGAUAUUAGAUAAAUUUUUAUAUCAUUCAGCAUUGUGGUACUGUUCCAAGUGGAUUAUAAAGUGAAAUGCUGCUGAUAUCAACGUAUAUAAUAUUGAACCCAUUGGGUAUUACCUGAGUAGUUGGUGUCUCAUGGUGUCUAAAAUUACCGUAACAGAUACUACGAAGAUUUGGUUUGAAAUAGAAAAACUCCAUUCAUUUAACCAUCAUUUUGCAGUAGGUGAGAUCAGUU
Molecule: messenger RNA, 2155 nt
Organism: Sesamum indicum (sesame)
Lineage: Eukaryota; Viridiplantae; Streptophyta; Magnoliopsida; Lamiales; Pedaliaceae
Source: RefSeq, a predicted model, not a curated record